Messenger RNA from Capsicum annuum, 3299 nucleotides. RefSeq names its product DNA-directed RNA polymerase subunit beta'-like. Lineage: Eukaryota; Viridiplantae; Streptophyta; Magnoliopsida; Solanales; Solanaceae. Gene Ontology annotation, biological process: DNA-templated transcription. The record is from RefSeq and is a predicted model, not a curated record. Gene Ontology annotation, molecular function: DNA binding; DNA-directed RNA polymerase activity.
AUGAAUAAUAAUUUUUCUUCUAUGAUCGAUCGAUAUAAACAUCAACAGCUCCGAAUUGGAUCAGUUUCUCCUCAACAAAUAAGUGCUUGGGCCACAAAAAUCCUGCCUAAUGGAGAGAUAGUUGGAGAGGUAACAAAACCCUAUACUUUUCAUUACAAAACUAAUAAACCGGAAAAAGAUGGAUUAUUUUGUGAAAGAAUUUUUGGUCCUAUAAAAAGCGGAAUUUGUGCUUGUGGAAAUUAUCGAGUAAUCGGAGAUGAAAAAGAAGACCCAAAAUUUUGUGAACAAUGUGGAGUAGAAUUUGUUGAUUCUCGGAUACGAAGGUAUCAAAUGGGCUAUAUCAAACUCGCAUGCCCAGUAACCCAUGUGUGGUAUUUAAAACGUCUUCCUAGUUAUAUUGCGAAUCUUUUAGAUAAACCUCUUAAAGAAUUAGAAGGCCUAGUAUACUGCGAUUUUUCUUUUGCUAGGCCCAUAACUAAAAAGCCCACUUUCUUACGAUUACGAGGUUUAUUCGAAUAUGAAAUCCAAUCUUGGAAAUACAGCAUCCCACUUUUUUUUACUACCCAGGGUUUCGAUACAUUUCGCAAUCGAGAAAUCUCUACUGGUGCAGGUGCUAUCCGAGAACAAUUAGCCGAUCUAGAUUUACGAAUUAUUAUAGAGAAUUCGUUGGUGGAAUGGGAAGAAUUGGGGGAAGAAGGGCACACAGGGAAUGAAUGGGAAGAUCGAAAGGUUGGAAGAAGAAAGGACUUUUUGGUUAGACGCGUGGAAUUGGCUAAGCAUUUUAUUCGAAUAAAUAUAGAGCCAGAAUGGAUGGUUUUGUGUCUAUUACCAGUUCUUCCUCCUGAGUUGAGACCGAUCAUUCAGCUAGAUGGGGGUAAACUAAUGAGCUCAGAUAUUAAUGAACUCUAUAGAAGAGUUAUCUAUCGGAACAAUACCCUUACCGAUCUAUUAACAACAAGUAGAUCUACGCCAGGAGAAUUAGUAAUGUGUCAGGAGAAAUUAGUACAAGAAGCCGUGGAUACACUUCUUGAUAAUGGAAUCCGGGGACAACCAAUGAGGGACGGUCAUAAUAAAGUUUACAAGUUAUUUUCUGAUGUAAUUGAAGCCAAAGAGGGAAGAUUUUGUGAGACUCUACUUGGCAAACGAGUUGAUUAUUCAGGACGUUCUGUCAUUGUCGUGGGUCCUUCACUUUCAUUACAUCGAUGUGGAUUGCCUCGUGAAAUAGCAAUAGAACUUUUUCGUACAUUUGUAAUUCGUGGUUUAAUUAGACAACAUCUUGCUUCGAACAUAGGAGUUGCUAAGAGUAAAAUUCAAGAAAAAGAGCCGAUUGUAUGGGAAAUCCUUCAAGAAGUUAUGUUGGGACAUCCUGUAUUGCUGAAUAAAGAACCCACUCUGCAUAGAUUAGGCAUACAGGCAUUCUAGCCCGUUUUAGUGGAGGGGCGUGCUAUUUGUUUAGAUCCAUUAGUUUGCAAGGGAUUCAAUGCCGAUUUUGAUGGAGAUCAAAUGGCUGUUCAUGUACCUUUAUCCUUGGAGGCUCAAGUAGAGGCCCGUUUACUUAUGUUUUCUUAUAUGAAUCUUUUGUCUUCGGCUAUUGGGGAUCCCAUUUCCAUACCAACGCAAGAUAUGCUUAUUGGAAUCUAUGUAUUAAUGAGCGGAAAUCAUCGAGGUAUUUGUGUAAAUAGAUAUAAUCCAUGUAAUCGCAGAAACUAUCAAAAUAAAAAAAAUGUGACAAUAGUUACUAUAAGUAUACGAAAGAACCCUUUUUUUCGAAUUCCUAUGAUGCAAUUGGGGCUUAUCGGCAAAAACGAAUCAAUUUAGAUAGUCCUUUGUGGCUCCGGUGGCGACUAGAUCAACGCAUUAUUGCUUCAAGAGAAACUCCCAUCGAAGUUCACUAUGAAUCUUUAGGUACUUUUUAUGAGAUUUGUGGACACUAUCUAAUAGUAAGAAGUCUAAAAAAACAAAUCCUUUUUAUAUACAUUCGAACCACUGUUGGUCAUAUUGCUCUUUAUCGAGAAAUCGAAUAAGCUAUACAGGGUUUUUUUUGAGACUAUUCAUAUGGUACCUAACAUAAUUCUAUGAUACCGUGGGACUUCGGGGCUCUUCAGUUCAGCUAGGUACAUAGUUCCGGAAUUUAUUCGCGAAUCAAGAUCGAUAAAAGGAAGUUUACAAUUACCGACUCAAACCCAUUGUCGAAUCCUACUCAGCGGAAUAUGGAGGUACUUAUGGUAGAACGGGCCAAUCUGGUCUUUCACAAUAAAGCGAUAGACGAAACUGCCAUGAAACGACUUAUUAGUAGAUUAAUAGAGCACUUCGGAAUGGUAUAUACAUCACAUAUCCUGGAUCAAGUAAAAACUCUGGGGUUCAAAAAAGCUAUGGCUAUAUCCAUUUCAUUAGGAGUUGAUGACCUUUUAACAAUACCUUCUAAGGGAUGGCUCGUUCAAGAUGCUGAACAACAAAGUUUGAUUUUGGAAAAACACCAUCAUUAUGGGAAUGUACACGCGGUAGAAAAAUUACAUCAAUCCAUUGAAAUAUGGUAUGCUACAAGUGAAUAUUUGCGACAAGAAAUGAAUCUGAAUUUUAGGAUGACUGACCCUUUUAAUCCAGUUCAUAUAAUGUCUUUCUCGGGAGCUAGAGGAAAUGCAUCUCAGGUACAUAAAUUAGUAGGUAUAAAAGGAUUAAUGUCGGAUCCUCAAGGACAAAUGAUUGAUUUACCUAUUCAAAGCAAUUUGUGCAAAGGACUCUCUUUAACAGAAUACAUCAUUUCUUGCUACGGAACCCGUAAAGGAGUUGUGGAUACUGCUGUACGAACAUCAGACGCUGGAUAUCUCACUCGCAGAAUUGUUGAAGUAGUUCAACACAUUGUUGUCCGUCGAACGGAUUGUGGCACCACCCGGGGUAUUUCUGUGAGUCCUCGAAUGGGAUGAUGUCGGAAAGGAUUUUUAGUCAAACAUUAAUUGGUCGUGUAUUAGCAGAUGAUAUAUACAUGGGUUCGCAAUGUAUUGCCACUAGAAAUCAAGACAUUGGCAUUGGACUUGUAAAUCGAUUCAUAACCUUUCGGGCAUAACCAAUCUCUAUUCGAACUCCCUUUACUUGUAGGAGUACAUCUUGGAUUUGUCGAUUAUGUUAUGGCUGGAGUCCUACUCAUGGCGACCUAGUUGAGUUGGGGGAAGCUGUAGGUAUUAUUGCAGGUCAAUCGAUUGGAGAACCGGGUACUCAAUUAACAUUAAGAACUUUUCAUACCGGAGGAGUAUUCACGGGGGGUACUGCAGAACAUGUGCGAGCCCCAUCUAAUGGAAAAA